CGUUAACUACCAACCAAACCCAACUCGGUUUAUAAAGAUCCAGAACAAGGUUACUUACAGAGGAAUAAAGUCUUGUACAUUUGUACAUGUUCAUUUUUCAUUCGUCAGUAUAAUACCAAAACUCGAACCCUUUCUAAGACCCAAAAUGCAGCUAGUUUAUAGCAUGGUGGUCUAACCGAUAAAACCAAGAUAUACCAUGGACCAACCCUAUUACAUUUCAUCAGUUCUAUAUCAAGGAUAUAACAAAUUUUUCAUAUCAAUGUCAUAUCAUUGUCUAGUCACUAAAUCACUCACUAAUCUCGCUAUUCGUUCUCAAAUUAAGUAGUCAAAUCGUGUUAAUCACCACCAAUUAAUAUCGAAAUGGGGGAAGGAAGGAGCCAGCAGCCACAACAACCGCCACCGCCAUCGCCACCACAGGCAGCUGUGCUUUCAGUCAUGGUUGAACCAUAUGCUCCUUAUCAACAACAACAACAACAACAACACCCCGCGCCUCAUUGUUAUGGCGAUCAUCAUCACCAACAAAUCAACAUGCCAAAUGCAUUUGCUUAUGGUGCACCUGCAACACCGUAUCCUGGACAUCCACGUCAAAUGAUGAACUCGUCUGUUACCGUCAAUUAUCCCGUUGUUGAAGCAGAUCCUCCUUUGGUUGUCGACCGAUUGCCUUGUUGUGGAAUCGGUAUUGGCUGGUUCUUGUAAGUCAACGUUCUUUUAACCUCUGUUUAUCUUCUUCGUAAUAAGGUCAAUCUCUAGGGUUAUUGAAAGUUAAACAAUAACUAACAAAUUAACCACUAGAACAAAAAACAUACUUGUUGCGACCAGAAAAAUGGUUGCAGAAAGUUCUCGCCGAUACAUCUGGUUGUGGCAUGGGCAGUAAUAUUGCGUUGCCGAUGUCUUAGUUUGCGGUGGCUUGGACGAGAAGUUUUGGCAAAAGCUAAUUUUUUUUAUAGCAUUGAUAAUAUAUAGUGGUCUAUGAAUGGUUUUAGUGACCAGCAAAAUAAGCCUUCUGUCACUAUUGUGGCUUCCGAAAAAGGAGAAGUUUUGCGACUAAUGUUGUGCAUUGUUUUAGGCUAAACAUUUAAGGUUGCUGAUAUUAGUGACCACGGUUUUUAAUUGAUAGAAUAUCUGGGUCGCUAAAAGGUUAGUUUUCAAUUGACAGACAAACUAAUUAAUAACUUAGUCACAUAGUU
Molecule: messenger RNA, 1187 nt
Organism: Linum trigynum
Lineage: Eukaryota; Viridiplantae; Streptophyta; Magnoliopsida; Malpighiales; Linaceae
Source: the annotation of a GenBank genome assembly